Polyodon spathula (Mississippi paddlefish) is the source of this 2108-nucleotide messenger RNA. Its product is annotated as SH2 domain-containing protein 7-like. The transcript is spliced from 8 exons. The record is from RefSeq and is a predicted model, not a curated record. Lineage: Eukaryota; Metazoa; Chordata; Actinopteri; Acipenseriformes; Polyodontidae. The coding region runs from base 24 to 1871 and encodes 615 amino acids. Gene Ontology annotation, cellular component: cytoplasm.
UUCCAUGGUGACGGAAAUUGUAAAUGUCAGCCCUGUAUAUCACACUCUCUGGGCUCUACGCUCCUUCAGAAAACUACAGAACCCUUCCUCUGCUACCUCGGGGACUUAAACAGUUGUACAGUAUUAAUUUAAUCUUUUUUGCAAUGAGGGUUCUCCCCACUUCUUCAACCCAAUGCUGCACAAAUACAGAAGUUGCAUGGUACAGGCGGCCUUUCUUGCGGUCAGUAAGUCAUAGUUGUUCGAUGAACCACACUCUACCAAAGGCACAUAUGUUCUGGACAUACGUGAUGUUUCCACAUAAGGACAGAGCUCGGGCAAAGAUGGACAGGAGAAAGCAACUUGUUCCUGGGAUGGAGUCGCCGACAGAAACGGAAAACCAAGCAGCAGGAAUGCUGAGGGAGCUGGCCCUGAAGUGGUUCACAGAGACCCAGGCACCACUCAUUCUACACAACGGAAGCUUGCCUGACUGGUUCCAUGGAAUCAUCACCAGGAAGGAUGCAGAAGAUCAGCUCAAAGAUAAACAGCUUGGAUGUUUUCUCAUCAGGCUCAGCGAUAGAGCUAUUGGAUACAUUCUUUCAUACAAGGGAAAAGAUCGCUGCCGUCACUUUGUUAUCACCCAGAAUAAGAAUCAGCAUUUCAUCGUUUCUGGAGACACAGAGACCCAUGCAAGUCUAACAGAUUUGAUCCUUUAUUACAAGACCAGUGCUAUCGAGCCUUUUGGAGAGUACCUUUCAUUGCCCUGCACCCAUAAUCCUGAGAAUUGCUUGUAUGAUGAAAUUAAUUUCAGUGUAAAAAAUGACUCUGGUGUAUCUGUAAAAACUGUAAGAGGUUUGUGGGACCAGAAGACUGAAACAUUUCAGAGUGACAAGACGGAAGAUGCAAAGGGGCCACCUUUACCGUCAAAAAAUACCAAAAAAAGACUGACAGCACUCUUAUCACUGGAGGGCCUUCCGUCCUUUGAACAGGGUUCGGACAAAGCCCCACCUCUGCAAAAUAGAAGUAGCUCACCUUUGAGAAACCUCUCCAGUGGAUCCUCUGAUGAAAAAGUCCAGCCGGCCAACAAUAUCCUAUAUGCACAGCUUGAUAAUAAAGUGAUUCGAGAAAAAGCUAACUACAAGCAGAUGGGGGACAACACAGUCCACGCUGAGAAGGGAAGGAGUAGUCCUCCUGCAGAAAAUAGCCUUUAUUCUCUGGCAAAGGAACCCAGCCAGGUCUGCUGCCAGAUAUCUGAGCCUAGAUUUUGCCCUAAAACUGUGUAUUCUGAACUGGAUUUGGACUCCAGAAGUAAAUCCCUGCCUGCACUGGAGGAUCUUCAGAUUACAGAUCAUAGUAACUUCAAACUGUGCACCCCUCCUUCAACUCCACCCAAACUGUCGCCUAAAACACCAAGCAAAUCCAGCUGUUUCUCCAUCCCUGAAGAAGGUACCUUCUCAGACCGGCAUUUCAAACACAACCCCUCACCAUACUCCACCAUCACUGGGAACAUCAGUGGGGAUGGAUUUAAAAAAAAAAGCGACAACCCACUCUAUGAUUCUCAUGAAGGAAGUAAUUACGAGGAGAUCCCAACGAGGCAGCCACCGUUCCCCCGGGAGACUGGUUUCAGCCACCAUUAUCCGGAGGCACCCCGGCGUCAGAUGCCAACACCACCGCCUGACAACACCUACGAUCACGUUCCCAACGAGCCAGUUCCCAAGCAGUUAUUCCUGGAGAACACCUACGAGCAGAUUCCAGAAAGGGUUACCAAAAGCUUGCCUUUGGCAGACAACACUUACGAGACACUGCCUGACAGCUUUUCCAAACAUUUGGAUGCAAGUUCAGUACAAAAGAAUGACAAACGGAGGAGAUUCUUUGCAGACAGGAAGAACAAAUAAUACACCUUUGGGAAAUAUUAAUGUUCUGACAACCAGAAAAAUAAACAUACACUAUUUGUAUUUGUGAAAUAUUAUGACUGUUUGUAACUUCAACAAAGCUGGCAAAGUUAAACACUUCCAUAUCUAAAAAAUACAUGUAUAACACUAUUAAGAAUGUCUAAACAAAACCUGCAAUAGACAGUGUGUAUCUUUAAUAUCCUUUUAUUUAUAGUGCCAAUAUUUAAUUCACUCUUAAAC